ACAAGCUGGUCAUCCACCUUUCCCCUGUGUCCUUGUGCUUUCUGACCAGUGGUUCAGUAGCAGAACUGCUCACAUACAGCAAGGAUUUUCUCUUGUCUCCUCGUUCUUAAAGGAUCACUGAAGCACAGGCUCUGGAGCAGGGAUGUAUCUGCUUUCAUUGUUGCUUCUCAGCCUCUUGGGCUCAGCAUACCUCCAGCCACAGCAUGCUGACAUAUGCCUGGCAAAACCUAAAGAUAUACCUCUGACUCCCAUGUGUGUCUACCGGAAACCUCUGGAGGUGGUUGAAACCGAGGAAAAGGAGAAAGAACCUACAACGCAAGAACAGAAGGUUCCUGAGUCCACUAACCCUCGUGUAUAUGAACUCUCCCAGGCCAAUGCUAAAUUUGCAAUUGCUUUCUAUAAAAAUCUCGCUGACUCCAAGCGUGACAAAGAAAAUAUCUUUAUGUCACCCCUGAGCAUCUCUCAAGCCUUUACAAUGGCAAAACUGGGUGCCUGCAAUAACACACUGAAGCAACUUAUGGAGGUAUUCCACUUUGACACAGUUUCAGAGCGGGCUUCUGAUCAAAUACACUACUUCUUUGCAAAGCUCAACUGCCGCCUCUUCAGAAAAGCAAACAAGUCAUCCGAACUGGUAUCUGUCAAUCGCCUUUUUGGUGAGAAGUCUCUGACCUUUAAUGAAACCUAUCAAGAUAUCAGUGAGAUAGUGUAUGGGGCUAAAUUGUGGCCCUUAAACUUUAGGGAUAAGCCUGAACUAUCCCGUGAAAUAAUUAAUAAUUGGGUAUCCAAUAAAACAGAGAAGCGAAUAACUGAUGUGAUCCCUAAGGACGCCAUCACUCCUGACACAGUAUUGGUGCUGAUAAAUGCCAUCUACUUCAAGGGACUUUGGAAAUCCAAGUUUAAUUCAGAAAAUACGAAAAUGGACCAAUUCCACCCAGCUGAAAAUUCCAACUGCUUGACUGCAACCAUGUAUCAAGAGGGUACAUUCCGUUAUGGUUCCUUUAAAGAUGAUGGAGUUCAGGUCCUUGAGCUGCCUUAUAAAGGUGAUGACAUUACAAUGGUGCUGGUGCUACCUUCGCAAGAGACUCCGCUAACAACAGUGGAGCAGAACCUGACACUGGAAAAGCUUGGGAAUUGGCUCCAGAAGUCUCGAGAAUUACAGUUAUCUGUUUAUCUCCCUCGAUUCCGGGUGGAAGAUUCCUUCAGUGUUAAGGAGAAAUUACAGGAAAUGGGAUUGGUAGACCUGUUUGAUCCAAACUCAGCAAAGCUUCCAGGAAUCAUUGCAGGAGGAAGGACAGACUUGUAUGUGUCCGAUGCUUUCCAUAAGGCAUUUUUAGAGGUCAACGAGGAGGGUAGUGAGGCAGCCGCAUCCACUGCCGUGAUUUUGACAGGACGUUCUUUGAACCUGAACCGGAUCAUAUUCAGAGCCAAUAGGCCCUUCCUGGUCUUUAUCCGAGAAGUUGCUAUAAAUGCUAUUUUGUUCAUGGGGAGAGUAGCUAACCCCUGCACUGAAUAGCACCAAGCAAGCUGACAUACCCAAGUGAUGAAGCCUCUUUGGGAUGGAAACCAACAGUACUCAAACACACGUCCUAAACUAUUUGAAUGUAGUGUUUGUAAUUUGUUCCCACCCUAUGUCCAUCUAAUACUGAAUAUCAAAAGUAUUUUGUUACACUUUCUGAUAAUGUUGAUUAUAGCUGCUUUUUCUGGGAAGGUCAAUGCCGAUGCCAGCCGUAUACAAAAUGGUGUAAGCAUAGACAUCACUGUAGAAAAAAAAUAAACCAACAUGACAGUCUGACAUAUGACUGUGGAAUUUACUUUUUGAGACAGUAAAGCUGGUCACAUGUUUCCUCACGCCAAUCUUCAACAGAGUUGUAUAAUAAUCGUUAUGUAAAUGGGCAGGACUGGAGUUCUGGGGGCCCACUGGGAACCAUAGAUUGCAGGCCUAUUCUCCAAACUAUUUUUUCAUUCUUCUCUUAAAGGGAUCGCUCAACUUUUGAGUUCACUUUUAGUAUGAUGUAGAGAGUGAUAUUCUGAGGCAAUUUGCAAUUUCAUUUCAUUUAUUAUUUGUGUUUUUUUUUAUCUAUCAGCUCUCCAGUUUGCAACAUUAGCAAUCUAGUUGUUAGUGUCCAAAUUACCUUAGCAACCAUGCAUUGAUUUGAAUACCUAGUCUGGGAUAUGAAUUGUCGAGGACCUGAAUAGAAUGAUGUGUAAUAAUAAGUAGCAAUAGCAAUGCGUUUGUAGCUUUUGGAUGGGGUCAGUGACCCCCCCCCCCUUUUAAUUUAUGAAAGAUUCAGAGGAAAAAGACAAAUAAUAAAAGAAACUAUAAAAAA
Xenopus laevis (African clawed frog) is the source of this 2327-nucleotide messenger RNA. It is a transcript of the gene serpinc1.L, whose product is annotated as serpin peptidase inhibitor, clade C (antithrombin), member 1 L homeolog. Gene Ontology annotation, biological process: regulation of blood coagulation. The record is from RefSeq and is marked provisional. Gene Ontology annotation, molecular function: serine-type endopeptidase inhibitor activity. Gene Ontology annotation, cellular component: extracellular region. NCBI's taxonomy places the organism in Eukaryota, Metazoa, Chordata, Amphibia, Anura, Pipidae.